Messenger RNA from Phragmites australis (common reed), 3073 nucleotides. Its product is annotated as kinesin-like protein KIN-14J. The coding region runs from base 260 to 2794 and encodes 844 amino acids. The record is from RefSeq and is a predicted model, not a curated record. Gene Ontology annotation, molecular function: ATP binding; microtubule motor activity; microtubule binding. Lineage: Eukaryota; Viridiplantae; Streptophyta; Magnoliopsida; Poales; Poaceae. Gene Ontology annotation, biological process: microtubule-based movement. The transcript is spliced from 13 exons.
UGGCCGCACGCAAACGGGAAAAAAGGGGGCAAAAAUAAAUAGGCGCGGCCUCUCCUCUCCAACGGUCGUCUACCCGAGAGGCAGACCCCGCAGCGCAUCCACCCCCACGGGUCCAAUUCAAAAAUCGAAUCCUCCGCUCCUCCCCCGUCUCAUUUCCGAACCCCAUUCUCUUCCGCUCGCUCGUCUCCCAAGCCGGCGAUUCCCCAAGCUGGGACCCAGCGAGCGAAUCCCCGCCUCCCCCGAUCCUCAGAUCGAGGCUAUGGAGGCGGAUCCGGCCGCAGCGGGGACCUCCUCGACGCCGCCCUCGCCACCGCGGCAGCCGCAAGGCGAGGGCGAGCGCGGCGCCGUGGAAUCCGCGGAUCCCGCGACCCCAGGUCGAUGCGCGGCGAGGGGAGACCCGAACCCCGCGCCGCCGCCGUCGCCCGCGUCGGCCGCACCGCCGCCACCUCAGGUGCCUCAAGGUGAGGAAGCGGCUGCGAGCAGCGAGGGGGAGCAGGAUAAUGAGGUGGGGGCAGGAGUAGGGGAGGCUCUCCGAAGCUUCAUGGAGGAGUUCGGUGAUCAAGGAGAGUACUGCCUUAUCCUGUCGCCGCAGCUGAAGGAGAUUGCCACUCCUGACCGCCCUGCUGCCCUCCGCUUCCUCGGGGAAAAGUAUAACAGCCUCAUGGAGCGGUACAAGAAGCAGUCGGCCAAUUGUGCUGAGGAGUGUGCGCCUAGAUACGGUGGCCUGAAGAAGAAGUACAUGGACGAGUGCGCAGAGCGGCGGCGGCUGUACAACGAGCUUAUUGAGCUGAGGGGGAACAUUAGGGUGUUCUGUCGGUGCCGGCCUCUGAGCGCCGACGAGGUCAGCCGUGGGUGCUUGUCCGUGGUUGAGAUUGACCAGUUACAGGAGACUGAGCUGCAGUUUGUCCCCUCCGAGAAAGAAAGGAAGGCCUUCAAAUUUGAUCAUGUUUUUGGCCCAGAGGAUGAUCAAGAGGCUGUGUUUUCAGAGACGGUGCCUGUUGUGAGGUCUGUAAUGGAUGGCUUCAACGUAUGCAUCUUUGCGUAUGGACAAACAGGAACUGGGAAAACGUUCACUAUGGAAGGGGUUCCAGAAAAUCGGGGUGUAAAUUACAGGGCUUUGGAAGAAUUGUUCAGGAUGUCAGAGGAGAGAAAUGCGUCUGUUGAGUACACAUUUUCAGUGAGCAUCUUGGAAGUCUACAACGAAAAGAUCCGAGAUCUGCUUGAUGAGAGCAAUGAGCAAUCAUUGAAAAGGUUGGACAUCAAGCAAAGUGCUGACGGAACCCAAGAGGUGCCUGGUUUGGUUGAGGCUCCAAUUUACACCAUAGAUGGCGUGUGGGAGAAACUGCAAUUUGGCGCUAGAAAUAGGUCUGUUGGAUCAACCAAUGCCAAUGAACUGAGUAGCCGUUCCCACAGCUUGGUUAGGGUCACUGUUAGGAGCGAGCAUUUGGUGACCGGCCAGAGGAGCAGAAGCCACAUGUGGUUGGUUGACCUUGCUGGAAGUGAGAGAGUAGCUAAAACUGGAGUGGAUGGAGAUAGGCUGAAGGAGUCACAGUUCAUCAACAAAUCACUCUCUGCCUUGGGUGAUGUUAUAUCUGCCCUUGCCUCAAAAAAUUCCCAUAUCCCAUACAGGAACUCCAAGUUGACUCAUCUGCUCCAAAGCUCAUUGGGUGGAGAUUGCAAGACUAUUAUGUUCGUGCAGAUAAGCCCAAGCUCUACAGAUUCAGGAGAAACUCUCUGUUCACUUAAUUUUGCUAGUAGAGUUCGGGCUGUAGAACAUGGCCCUGCUCGUAAGCAAGUGGAUCCAGCUGAAAGUUUGAAGCUCAAGCAGAUGACUGAGAAACUUCGGCAUGAGGAAAAGGAAAAUGCACGAUUGAGUCAAAGCUUGCAGUUGAUGCAGCUCAAAUAUGCUUCUCGUGAGAAUGUCUUCAGGUCACUAAAUGAAAAGGUUAGGGAUGCUGAACAAGCAUGCAAAGCUUCUCAACAGCGGAUUAGAGAACUGGAACAUGAAUUAGGUAUUGAGAAGAACGCUGCUAGGGAUUCUGCUAGAUCAUCGAGGCCGCCGCUUGUUCCUAUGAGGCUGAGGCAACCUCCUCAGGGAAGGAAUAGCAACUACUUGCCACCUUCAGGUCCUUCUAGAUCGAGGUUCAGUAAAGCACCCACAAUUCAGAAUAAAGAGAACGUUCCUGUGAUGGCGAGCAAAGCACAUCCUGGGGCCGAUAAAGAUAAGGCUGUCGGUAAAGCACGGCGUGUAUCCCUGACACCAGUGAUCCGACAAAUCCCUAUCCAACCCAAAAGGCGAUCCUCGAUGGCGAUACUGCCAUCUCUGAGCGAGCAGCUGUCUGUGCUUAAUGAAAAGAGAGCAGUGUCUCGACUGUCUCAUGUGCACAUGCCAAGAAGAUCAGUUGCUGCGUUUGGUUCAGUUCCAGGAACACCGCUAGCACUAGUUGACGCAACCCCAGAUGGCAGAGGAGGAAAGCUCAGGAGGAUCGAGUUCGGCAGCAGUAGCAAGUUCACGAGCCCUCCGAUGCUGGCCAUGUGGAAGUCAAGGAACAAUAUGGCAACACCACAGCAGAAGCAGAAGCUGGGAGUGGCAUCAGGGUCUGGAAACCCAAGCAAGCUAUGCUUCAGUAUCCAGAAACGAGUGACUCUUGGCUCACCUGUUCGAUCGAAAGCUGGUGUCCUCUCUGGUGCUGGGAUCUUCAACCCGGCUCUGCGCGAGAAGACGGUAGUGGGGAGAACAGGCAAUGCGCUGCGGGUGCUCAACACCAAGAGGAGACAGUCUGGUUUCAUCUAACUUGAACUCUGGAAAUGAGAGUAUAAGAUACAGUGGAUGUUUGGAUGUUCAAACACUGCUACAGAGCUGGACUGCUGAUAAUGGUGAUAAUGCUCAUGCCUGGGAGUGAGCGUGUUCAUAAGGAAACCGUGCUAGGAUUGAAACUUCUGUUCUUCUUUUCAUCUUCUUUCUGAGGAUUCUGCUUAGUUAUUAGUUGAUAAGAAAACCGUGUUAACAUUGUUCAUUGAAAUCAUUGGUUGUAUGCAUUCGUUACUCGGAUUCGUGCUUGCUCGAAUUUUU